AGCAAACAAAAAUUCUAAAUUAUUAAGUCUUAAUUACCAAUCACCAGUUUAAAGUUUUGUUUAAAAAUUAAACCAUAUGCAGUGUGUGGUAGCACACACCUGUAGUUUCAGCACUUGGGAGGAUCGCUGCCAGUUGGAAGACAGUCUGGGGUACAUAGUUCAAGGCCAGCCUGAACUACAUAGUAAGACCCUGUCUCAAAACAAAACAAAACAAAACAAAACAAAACCUAAAUAAAGGGCUGGGGAUUUAGCUCAGCUGCACAGGUGCCUGCUGACAAGCUUGAAAUUAUGAGUUCAAUCGCUGUACCAGGAAACAAACAAAAACAAAACUUAUCCUGAGUAAAGAAAAAAUCAAUUUGCAUGAGGGGUGGGGGCUCAGCAUGGUUUCUGUUGUUGAACUAGUGUUAGCUUCCAGAGAACAGGAAAAUGCCACAGCUGUCCUCCCCUCCCCAAGACACCCUGACUCCACACCUGUCACCCCAUUCAGCAAGCAUCCAAGUAGCAUUUUGCAAAGGGGACUCACUGGAAGGAGAACUCCCAGGUUAAUGAUGGACAAGAACACACAGGGAAGUGUACAGAGCAGACCACCCACAAGGCCGUGUCUCCAGUGGGGUGGCUGCCCCGCACGUGGGUACGCAGCAGGUGGCCCCAGCAGCAGAGCUGUGACCAGAGCUCAGGUCUCAUUAGGCUGUCCUGGCCGAGGUGCCCCUUUCCUCUCCACCUGCCCUGGGUUCUAGGACUGACAGCUGUUUUCUUGCAUGUAUCAUGGGUAUGGGACCAUGCGAAGCCCCGUGUGGAAUUUACUGGGCCACUGUGACCAGUCACCACCUCCUUACUAUGGAGUGUUGUUGACACAGGCAGUUUUUGAUGAGGUGGUGCCCGGCACCACACCAGGCUUUUUCUUUCAGUCCCCAGCAUUGAAGGUCACACGGUAGAGCGGGCUUGGUGUCAUGGGAGAGUUUACCACGCGCAUGCUGAUGUCGCUAUGACCCUAAUAUGUCUAGCGCUCAGCCCCACUGUGGAGCAGACACCCCCUCCCUCAGAGCACUGCCUCUAAAGUUACCCUGAGUUGUGCGCAUCUGGGCUCGCUUCCUUCCUGUGGCCUGGUGUGAAUCUUUCAAACUUCACAGUUCUACCCUUCCAAUCUGAGGCUCCCUGCAUCUGUCCGGGUUCCUACAGCCGCCACUGUAGGGGUGGGUCCUGUGCUUUGCACAAGAAAACCACGGCCUGCGUGGUGGAGAUCUGCGGAAUCCCACGGUCCACACAAAACCAGGAUCUCAAAACACGGUCCCCCAGCGCAGCGGUUCAAGGCAAGGUUACCUCAGCCCCUGGUCUAGGUCAUCGGCUCUCAGCCAAUCAGCGCAUGGCGUCCGUAGCCAGGGCAACCCGCUGCAGUUGCGCUGCAUUCCGGGGCUCAAGGAUCGGGGCUGCGUUCUGGGCGCCUAGGCCAUGCAUAGCACCUGCACCUGCCCAGACCAUGGACGAGUCCUACAAAGUCUACGACUCACCUGUGCUUGGUGUUGCUCAGUGGAUCCCGGGCCAACCUGACUGUAGAGUGUUCAGGACAAGACCGGAGUCUCAGUGUGCCCAGACAGGUGAAGGCAGCCAGUGUUGUUAUAGGAGCCACCUCACUUCCUGCCAGCUACCCAGGAUGGAAGAGCUGGGAGGAAACCUGGGGGCAGGGUUCUGCCAGCCUGAGACUCUGAAGGAGAACGGCAGCGCCAGUGUGGUCCCCACCUUUGAUCCUGAACCUGUCAUUGCUCACUGCUUCAAGCAGUUCAAGCAGAACUUCCGUCUGCCACAGAGCCGCCGGCGGAUCUUCAUUGUGCCUGCCCAGGGCAGGCCCCGGCAGGGACAGGCACCUGUGGACCUAAUGCCCCAGCCCCCACCACCCCCACCACCUGUCCCCAGCUUCAGAGGCCUGGACCUUGGGGACAGUCCUGGGCCACUGGAGGACAGAGUGGCCUGGCUUCACCAGAGGGCAAGGCUGCGGAAGGAGCUGGAGGCCCUGGAUGAUGUGGCACGGUGGCUGGAGAACAAGCCCAGCAUCUCGCCCUUAGAGGCCAAAGUCCUGCGCAUGCUUCAUAAGGAGCGAGAGGUCCAGAUCAUGAGCCAGGCAGAGGUCACCACAGCCACCAAGAAAGGAGUCCUUUGGCGAGAGGUGCCCCAGCUGCGGCUGCCCAAGCCCCCGGCCCUGUCAGCCCUGUAUGCCUACCUGCGUGGCCGCAAGAUCCAGGUGCUGGAGCUGUUUUCCAAGGGCCACGGCACACAGCAGAGAGUCUCCCGAGAGGAGUUCCUCAAUGCGCUGAGGGCGGUGGGAGUCCCCAUGAAGCAUCAGGAGAUAGAGGAUGUGGUGAUCUACCUGAGCUCCCUCGGGAAGCAGCACGAAAUCACCGUAGAGUCACUGGCUAUCACCUACAAGCAGUGGUCUCUAGCCCAGCUGAGAAGAAGCACACCGCCUACCACAUACAAGGGUUCCAUCCAGGCACAGAGCUCAGUGUCUCUGCAGCCAUACAAGAAGGACCUACUCACGGUGCCCGAGGUCCCUGUGCCCUCCGAGGCCCGGCCCCUGACACUGGAGGAAAUGGAAGAUGUAGGCAAGCACUAUCGCGAGCGCAGGCGGCAGCUCAAGCUCCCCAUCCCCUCCAUCCAGUACACGGAGAGCUGCCGCCUGGUGCGCAGUGGGGACUGGCACAUGGACCAGCACUGCCUGCCGUCCACGGUGCCUGGCGAGAGCCAGGAACUGCUGGAUGCAGCGCGCAGGGAUGGCUUCCUGCUCUACUUGCGCUGUGGGAGGCAGUGCGCGGCCUCAGGGCUGCCAGUGACAGAGGAUGUCCUCACCCGAGCACUGCUGUACCCAGGGGACAAGAUCGUCCUGCAGGAUACCCAAGUGCGCCCCAUCCGGCAGCCUGGUGGCUUCUACUCAGACUGGAGGGCCCUGGCCCCACACCUGGCCAAACAACAGAUGCAAGACCCAAAUCUGGGGCCCCAGAAGAGUAACAAGAAGGCACCACUGGACAGCAGGAGGACACCCUCUAAAGAGACCCAGGAGGUUACCAGGAAGCUGAAGGCGAGGAGACAUGGGGGUCUCCAGCGAACCCAUCCCAACGCCUUCUGGCCAGGCCACCUGCUGGAUAAGCUGAGGUUUUGCCUACCCUCAGAGACCACUGACCGGAGCCUGGCACUGUUCAGUUGCAUCCACCAUGCCUACCAGGCCACCUACCACCCUGACCGCUGGUGGCCCCUGAGGAAUGAGAACUACAUGACCCAAGCUUACUAUGAUUCCCCCAAAGUGUAUGCCAUCAACUAGACUGGGUGGUGUUACCAUGACAUGGCAGGGAUCCAGCCAGGUCAAAGACACAGUGUUAGGGUGGCUGGACCCCACAACCCUGUCCCAGAGGAGUGUCACUGCCGCACCUCUGGCCUUGGCCUUUGCAAAUAAAACAGCAAGAGCUUUUCUCACAUGA
Molecule: messenger RNA, 3467 nt
Organism: Cavia porcellus (domestic guinea pig)
Lineage: Eukaryota; Metazoa; Chordata; Mammalia; Rodentia; Caviidae
Gene: Efcab12
Product: EF-hand calcium binding domain 12
Source: RefSeq, a predicted model, not a curated record